Molecule: messenger RNA, 3932 nt
Organism: Lepus europaeus (European hare)
Lineage: Eukaryota; Metazoa; Chordata; Mammalia; Lagomorpha; Leporidae
Gene: ARHGAP30
Product: Rho GTPase activating protein 30
Exons: 12
Coding region: 22-3309 (1095 amino acids)
Biological process (GO): small GTPase-mediated signal transduction
Molecular function (GO): GTPase activator activity
Source: RefSeq, a predicted model, not a curated record
CAGAGCCCUGGGGCUCCGGCCAUGAAGUCUCGGCAGAAAGGAAAGAAGAAGGGCAGUUCGAAGGAGCGAGUGUUUGGGUGUGAUUUGCAGGAGCACCUGCAGCACUCAAGCCAGGAGGUGCCCCAGGUGCUGAGGAGCUGUGCAGAGUUUGUGGAGGAGUAUGGAGUGGUAGAUGGCAUCUACCGUCUCUCGGGGGUCUCCUCCAACAUCCAGAAGCUCCGGCAGGAGUUUGAGACCGAGCGGAAGCCAGACCUGCGGCGGGAUGUUUACCUCCAGGAUAUUCACUGCGUCUCCUCCCUGUGCAAGGCCUAUUUCAGAGAGCUUCCAGAUCCCCUGCUCACCUAUCGGCUCUAUGACAAGUUUGCUGAGGCGGUGGCGGUGCAACUGGAGCCCGAGCGCUUGGUCAAGAUCCUAGAGGUGCUUCGAGAACUGCCCAUCCCAAACUACAGGACGCUGGAGUUCCUCAUGCGGCACUUGGUGCACAUGGCCUCGUUCAGCGCCCAGACCAACAUGCAUGCCCGCAACUUGGCCAUCGUAUGGGCCCCCAACCUGCUGAGGUCCAAAGACAUAGAGGCCUCAGGCUUCAACGGGACCGCAGCCUUCAUGGAGGUGCGUGUGCAGUCCAUCGUCGUGGAGUUCAUCCUCACCCACGUGGACCAGCUCUUUGGGGGUGCCUCCCUCUCUGGUGAUGAGAUGAACAGUGGAUGGAGAUCACUUCCAGGUGCCCGAGCGUCGAGUAGCUCUGAGGACCUCAUGCCCAGGUCCCUGCCCUACCACCUGCCUAGCAUCCUGCAGGCUGGGGAUGGACCCCCACAGAUGCGGCCCUACCACACUAUCAUUGAAAUUGCGGAGCACAAGAGGAAAGGGUCUUUGAAGGUCAGAAAGUGGAGGUCUAUCUUUAAUCUUGGUCGCUCGGGCCAUGAGACAAAGCGUAAAUUGCCACGGGGUGCUGAGGACAGGGAGGACAAGUCCAGUAAGGGGACCCUGCGGCCAGCCAAGAGCAUGGACUCUCUGAGUGCUGCGGCUGGGACCAGCGAUGAGCCAGAGGGGCUGGUGGGAUCCAGCAGUUCCCAGCCGAGCUCAUUGCUACCUGAAAACCUGGAGAAUGAUUCCAUGGAGAUAGCAGAGGGUGACCAUGAGACAGAAGCAGAGGCACCGGGUGGCACCAACUCCGAGCCAGGCACACCGCGAGCUGGGCGGUCGGCCAUUCGGGCUGUGGGCGGCAGCCGUGCCGAACGCUGUGCUGGUGUUCACAUCUCAGACCCCUACAAUGUCAACCUCCCGCUGCACAUCACCUCUAUUCUCAGUGUGCCCCCCAACAUCAUCUCCAACGUCUCCUUGACCAGGCUCACCCGUGGCCUUGAGUGUCCGGCCCUACAACCUCGGCCAAACCCUGCCUCUGGCCCAGGCCCUGGCCCUGGGCCCCCAGAUAAGAAGUUGGAGGCACGUCCGGUCCCAGGUCCCCUGGCUGACUCAGUCCCAGUGGACGAGGCUCCUGUCCUGGAGGACUCCCUGUCCCAGGAGGUGCAGGAUUCCUUCUCCUUCCUAGAGGACUCAAGCAGCUCAGAGCCCGAGUGGGUGGGGGUGGAAGAUGGGGAGGUGGCCAAGGCAGGAGCAGCAGGAGCGGCCUUCUCCCCUGGGGAGGACGACUCUGGGAUGGGCUACCUGGAGGAGCUCCUGGGAGUUGGGCCUCAGGUGGAAGAGUUCUCUGUGGAGCCACCGUUGGAUGACCUGUCUCUAGACGAAGCGCAGUAUGUCCUGGCUCCCAGCUGCUGUUCCUUGGACUCUGUGGGCCCCGGGCCUGAAGUAGAGGAAGAAAAUGGGGAGGAAGUUUUCUUGAGUGCCUAUGAUGAUCUAAGUCCCCUGCUGGGGCCUAAUCCCCGCUCCUGGGAGAGCACAGAGAACCUGCAGGAUGAGACGGCAGGGUGUGGAAGACAGACUCCAGGACCGACCAAGGAAGAGCAGGCACGUUUGGAAGUUGAGGAAGACAAGGGAGCUGAGCCUGGAAGGAAAUGGGACAUCAGGACACAGGCUGCAGGGGGCCCAGGGGCUGGGACAGAGGUUGGAAAGGCUGGUGAGGAAGGAAAGGAGGCUGCAGGGAGCCUAGAAGGGAUGGUCAGGUUGGAGGAAGGGAGUGGGGAAGAGGCAGAGGCCAAAGGACAUCAGGAGGCUGAAGGCGUGGAGGAGACUAAGAUUACGGAGGAGCCAGGAGGAGAACAGGAUACAGACAAGGAGCAGGACAAAGAGGCUGAGAGAGAAGAGGCUGAGGGAGGAGAGGCGGCUCAGGUAGACGCUGGAAGGUAUCCAGAGAGCGGGGCCCGGGAACACCUGGCUGCUGAGAACUGGGAAGUUGUACACAAACAAGAGGUUGAUGGAGGCACAGAGGAUGAGGUCAAAGGACAGAAGGGGAAUGGAAGCCAUGAGACAAGAGAAGACCAAGGAGAUGGCGAAGAUGGCAGAAAUUCAGCAGCGGCAGCCAAAGGAGGAGACAGGGAGGUUAGCAAGGAACGGGAGAGUGGGGAUGGAGUGGCUGAGGGAGCUCAGAGCGCUGGAGGGGACUGUGUAGAAGAGGGGCCCCUCUCUGGGGGGUCAGGCAUGAAGUUCUUGAGAGAUGAUACUGCCAAAGAGGGCAAUGCUCAGUCUUCUGACGUGGAACAGGUAGCCCCCCAGCCACCCCAGCCAGAGGAGCUGGAGCCUGAUGGUCAGCCCAGUUCUGAGGGUGAUGCUCUGUGUGCCUGCUCCCUUGGCUCAGCGGGCGGUGUGGGCAUGCGCCUGGCUUCCACCCUGCUUCAGGUCCAACAGGUCCACUCUGUGCCUGUGGUACCCCCCAAGCCACAGUUUGCCAAGAUGCCCAGUGCAAUGUGCAGCAAGAUCCAUGUAGCCCCUGCAAACCCAUGCCCAAGGCCUGGCCGCCUUGAUGGGACUCCUGGGGAAAGGGCUUGGGGGUCCCGAGCGUCCCGAUCCUCUUGGAGGAAUGGGGGCAGUCUUUCCUUCGAUGCUGCUGUGGCCAUGGCCCGGGACCGCCAGAGGACUGAGGCUCAGGCAGUCCGGCGGACCCAGACCUGUACUGGGGGUGGGGACUACAGCCUCAUUCCCAGAACCUCCCUCUGUAGCACGAUCCCUGCCCAUUCUUCUCGGCCCCUUAGCUGCUUGGAGCACCCACCUGAAGGCACAGAAGGGCCUGGAUCCCGGAGUCGGCUUAGUCUGCCCCUCAAAGAUCCCCAGCCCCCUGAUCUCCUUAUGUGCCCCCAGCGUCGGUCAUAUGCAUUUGAAACACAGGCUAACCAUGAGAAAGGUGAGAGACUGUGAUUAGGACCAGAACAUUGGGCCAAAGGGACCAGGAAAUUGUCUGGAAUCUUUGGGGUCCCUGGCUAGCUGUCUCUUCUGUAGCCUGAGCAGCUGUAGUGCCCCACUCUACAGAACUUUGGUCCUCCAGCUUCUGUUUCUGACAGUGGGAGGCACUUUCUCAGCUGGAAUACCUGAGCUCGUCUCAGACUUUGAGCACUUACUUUUCUCUCAGGAGAUUUCCCAAAAAAGUCACCAAGAUCCUGUUCCCAGGGAGUGGGGUCAUUGGCCAAGGGGAACACAACGGUAAGCAGAAAAUUUAAGAAGUUCUUCAAAGUGAAGAAUGGAGGGGGAAUUCCAGACAAGUUCCUGCUCUCCUCGGAGGCUUCUUUAUAGAAGCCCAAGACAGAGGUGAGGACUGGGUCAUGUCAAAGCUUCUCUCUCUCUUACACACACACACACACACACACAAAGUUGUCCAUCCCUACAUCCUUGGAUACUUCCUGACCUUCUUAGCUCCAGAUUAACAGCAUGUCCAGGAAUUUCUUUGAAGUCCUCAGUGUUUGAAAGAUGGCCUGGACCCCUCCCUUCCCCUCCAUCUGCCUCUCCGUAUAUUACAGGAGAAAGGUCUUGUGCACAUCUCUCUG